Xenia sp. Carnegie-2017 is the source of this 810-nucleotide messenger RNA. RefSeq lists its product as uncharacterized. The record is from RefSeq and is a predicted model, not a curated record. The transcript has a single exon. The coding region runs from base 1 to 810 and encodes 269 amino acids. Lineage: Eukaryota; Metazoa; Cnidaria; Anthozoa; Malacalcyonacea; Xeniidae.
AUGGCCUUCCUGCAGCAGCAACUCAACUACAAAGAAAUGGCUGAAAAAUACUCAAAACACAGUGAUGCCCAAUUUAUGCACGGGAAAAAAUUUGUAGAAGCAUUAGGCAUUGCGCUUGGAGAUAAAGUUCUCGAUGUCGGUUGUGGCACUGGAGAAAUCGCAGCUUAUGUCGCAGACACAGUAAAGGAAGAUGGUUUAUGUGUUGGUUUUGAUCCUGACAAGUAUCGUAUUGAAGUUGCAAUGGAAAAGCAUCUUCCUGGUCGGACAAACAUCACUUUCUUUCACGGCGAUAGCUCCUCUAAAUUUCCUCAUGCUAAUGAAGAAUUUUAUGACUAUGUGCUCUGUUUGUCUGUGUUCAAUUGGAUGAAUGAAAGCCAGAAAUUAAUAUUCUUAAAAGCUGCUUACGAUUCUUUAAGACCUGGAGGAAAAUUGGCUAUUUUCACCCUUGCUGGCAACCUUGAAAUUGGUGAUUGUACACGACAGUUAUUUACCAAUGUCAAGGUUGAUGUCGAUACUGGUAAAGUAUCAGAUCAUUUACCAAAGGAUAUUAAUAAGAAACAAGAAGCAACAGAAUUGCUGCCCCAAUACGGCUUUGUAAUACAAUCUGAGCGAUGUAUUGACUGCCCGUAUCAAUAUAAGACGUUGGAUGAUUACUUAACUUGGGUCUGUGCUUCGGCCUAUUUAGACAAGCAGAAGAUAUUACCCGACAAGUUAGAAAAAUUUGCACAGCGAUUUCAGAACGAGGAUGGAACGGUGCCCCUGAAUAUCAAGAUGUUUGAAAUUGUUGCCACUAAACCAGAAGGAAAUUAA